This is a messenger RNA of Syngnathoides biaculeatus (alligator pipefish), 2239 nucleotides long. RefSeq names its product sphingomyelin phosphodiesterase acid like 3A (gene smpdl3a). The coding region runs from base 111 to 1454 and encodes 447 amino acids. NCBI's taxonomy places the organism in Eukaryota, Metazoa, Chordata, Actinopteri, Syngnathiformes, Syngnathidae. Gene Ontology annotation, molecular function: sphingomyelin phosphodiesterase activity. The transcript is spliced from 8 exons. The record is from RefSeq and is a predicted model, not a curated record. Gene Ontology annotation, biological process: sphingomyelin catabolic process.
UUGACCAUUACCACUUCCGGCAUUUUAUUGGUCAACACGCACAAGCGCCAAAAUAUGUCCGCGACGGUCGUUUUUUAAUCUCGGUGAUUUAGCAGCGUCCUCCCGACGACAUGAAAGUGCUCCUGGCCUGUUUUGUGCUCGGGCUGUGCGCCGCCGGACGGCUGAAGGCGGCCCCCCCGGGAAGGGGAACCGACCGCGGGGACGCAGGAAGGUUCUGGCAUAUCACAGACCUUCAUUUGGAUCCGACCUACCACCUGGCGCCGGACCCCACCAAGGUGUGCUUCUCCUCCAAAGGCGAGCCCGCCAGCGGUGCCGGUCCGUUCGGGGACUUUCUGUGCGACUCGCCCUACAGCCUCAUCCAGUCGGCCUUCGCGCACAUGACUCGCCUGAUGCGACCGAACGACUUCAUCGUUUGGACCGGAGACAGCCCUCCCCACGUUCCGCCGACUGAGCUGUCGACGUCGAAGGUGAUCCAGGUGAUAAGAAACAUGACGCACAGCAUCCGACAACAUUUCCCAAACGUCACCGUCUUUCCCGCCGUGGGGAAUCAUGACUACUGGCCGCAGGAUCAGAUGCCGUCAUCCACCAACGACAUCUACAAGGCCGCCGCCCAACUGUGGAAACCUUGGCUGCAGGACGACGCCCUGAAAACUCUCUCACGAGGGGGGUUCUACACGCAGUUGGUUCACGCGGGCCUACGAGUGGUCAGCGUUAACAGCAUCCUGUACUACGGUCCCGACCUGGCCACCGCCAACGUGAGCGACCCCGCGGGGCAAUUCCAGUGGCUGGAGGACACCCUGAAGAAGGCAGACGUCAACAUGGAGAAGGUCUUGGUCAUCUCCCACAUCCCGCUGGGAUUCCUGCCCUUUGUUUUGAACGUGACCGCCGUCAGGAAAGAGCACAACGAGAGGCUGGUCGCCAUCUUUAGGCGCUACAGUCACGUGAUCGCUGGACACUUCUAUGGACACACACACAGAGACAGCUUCAUGGUGCUCCGAGACCACAACGGUAAACCUGUGAAUUCUCUGUUUGUGUCUCCGGCGGUAACGCCGAUUAAAGAUGUUACGGAACCAUACUCUAACAACCCGGCGGUGCGUUUGUAUUUGUACGACGCGCAAGACUUUGGCAUUUUGGACAUCCGGCAGUACUUCCUCAACCUGACCGAGGCCAACCUCAAGCGACGAGCCGACUGGAUGCUGGAGUACGUCAUGACGGACGCGUUCGGCCUGCCCGACCUGCGACCGGCCGGCCUGCUCCGGCUGGCUCUGCGCAUGUGGGCGGAGCCCGCCGGCGGCGGCGGCAGCCUUUUCGACACCUACUUUGCCCACUACACGGUCGGCUACGACGACAGGCCGCCUUGCCGGGACGACUGCAAGAUCUUUCAGCUGUGCUCCGUGCUCCACUUGGACCAGAAGUCCUAUUCGGCUUGCGCGGCGGCGCCACGACCUCGUUAGUAACCAUCUUUGAUGUUUGAUUUAUUUUCAUUUUAGCGCCGCCGUCGUAGCCGCGUCGCGUCAUCAGGAUGUCCGGUGAACAAAACUAAAAUACCUUCAUGCACUUUGCAAACAUUUUCAAAUAUGUUCAGUGUGGUGAGAUGAGCGAAUAUUAGCUCUUUGAAAUUUUGGUUAGACGCGUCCCAAAAAAGUCACAGAGAGUCUCGUUUUGGUUUGAAGGCGCCAUUUUUGGGCCCACGUUGGCCCUUUUUCAAAAGCCCCAUUCAAGACUGACUGCGUAGUUUGAAGCCAGAAUCACGUGGAAAACAAGCGCACCUUGAUUAUUUAUAUGAUUUCUGGAUGAUAGAAUGCGCAAUGGCUGCAAAUGCAAAGUUGGAUGAUUGCUGACUUUAAUAAUCUGACUAAACUCGCGGGAAAUCUUUUUAGCUAUGCUCUGGCUACGACAUCGUUGCUGAUUUUGAAUUCCAUCCAUCCAUCCAUCCGUUUUCUUUUUGCCACGUAUCCUCACGAGGGUCGCGGGGAGUGCCGGGGCCUACCCCAGCUGUCAUCGAGCAGGAGGCGGGGCACACCCUGAACCGGUCGCCGGCCAAUCGCAGGGCACAUUGAGACAAACAACCAAUCACACUCACAAUCACACCUAGGGGCAAUUUAGAGAUUCCAAUUAUUGUUGCAGGUUUUUGGGAUGUGGAAGGAAGUGCAAACCCACACAGACACGGCAAGAACAUGCAAACUCCACACAGGCGGGGCCGGGAUCGAACCCGGGUCCUCAGAACCGUGAGUCCAAC